CCAAAGCUUGCGCGGGGGAAGCGGGGCCGCGGCUGGGUUGGGUGAGGGCGGACGAGGCAAUCUGUGAGACGGCCUGCAGCCGCCGCUGCUUCUCGGCACGCGGGCGCGCUCUGACCCUUCCUUUUUGGGCUGCCUCGCCGGCGCAUGCACGGUCGGCGUCCCCGGGCCUCGAACUCCAGGGCCUCGCCGGGCAGGCCGCGGAUCGCCCACCCCUUCCCCUAGUGUGAAUCCGCCGGGACCCGGCCGCCGCCAAGCGCGGGCGCCACAGGAGCGGCGGCGCCAAAGCCGCGCCCCAGGCUCGGAAGAACCGCCCUGAGUGGCAGCCUCGUCCUCUGCAGCCGAACGGCGGAUUUAUUUAUUUGACCGAGAGAGAGGGGGAAGCAGGCUCCCUGCUGAGCAGAGCCCUGAUGUGGGUCUCAAUCCCAGGACCCUGAGAUCAUGACCUGAGCUGAAGGCAGAGCCUUAACCCACUGAGCCACCCAGGAUGUUCUUUUAAAGAAUUACUGAAGACGAAGUUUUUUUUUUUAAUGGCUUUACAGAAUUUUAAAUCAAAUACAAUUUGACAUGACGGCAAAAAAUGUUGGUUUGACUUCUACAAAUGCAGAACUGAGAGGAUUUAUUGACCAGAAUCUCAGUCCAACAAAAGGAGACAUCUACAAAGAAGUUACUUUGGACAUGUCAAAGGAGUUACUGCCUGUGCUGUCUUCUGGGAUUUUUAUGGUUUCAGGUAACAUUUCAUUUGUUGCAUUUCCAGUUUCCAGCACCAACUCACCAACAAAGAUUUUACCAAAAACCUUAGGACCAAUAAAUGUGAAUGUUGGACCCCAAAUGAUUAUAAGCACACCACAGAGACUAACCAGUUCAGGAAGUGUUCUGAUUGGGAGUCCAUAUACCCCUGCACCAGCAAUGGUUACUCAGACACACAUAGCAGAAGCUACCGGCUGGGUCCCAGGUGAUAGAAAACGAGCUAGAGAAUUUAUAGAUUCUGAUUUUUCAGAAAGUAAACGAAGCAAAAAAGGAGAUAAAAAUGGAAAAGGUUUGAGACAUUUUUCCAUGAAAGUGUGUGAGAAAGUUCAGCGGAAAGGUACAACGUCAUAUAAUGAGGUGGCUGAUGAGCUGGUAUCAGAGUUCACCAAUUCAAAUAACCAUUUGGCCGCUGAUUCGCAGGCUUAUGACCAGAAGAAUAUUAGGAGAAGAGUUUAUGAUGCUUUAAAUGUGUUAAUGGCAAUGAACAUAAUUUCAAAAGAAAAAAAAGAAAUCAAGUGGAUUGGCCUGCCUACCAAUUCUGCUCAGGAAUGUCAAAAUCUUGAGAUAGAGAAGCAGAGGAGGAUAGAACGGAUAAAGCAGAAGCGGGCCCAGCUGCAAGAACUUCUCCUGCAGCAAAUCGCUUUCAAAAACCUGGUUCAGAGAAAUCGGCAAAAUGAACAGCAGAACCAGGGUCCUCCAGCUCUGAACUCCACCAUUCAGCUGCCAUUUAUAAUCAUCAAUACAAGCAGAAAAACAGUCAUAGAUUGCAGCAUCUCCAGUGACAAGUUUGAAUAUCUUUUUAAUUUUGACAACACCUUUGAGAUCCAUGAUGACAUAGAAGUACUGAAGCGGAUGGGAAUGUCCUUUGGCCUAGAGUCGGGCAAAUGCUCUCUGGAGGAUCUGAAACUUGCUAAAUCGCUGGUGCCAAAGGCCUUAGAAGGUUAUAUCACAGAUAUCUCCACAGGACCUUCCUGGUUAAAUCAGGGAUUACUUUUGAACUCUACUCAAUCAGUUUCAAAUUUAGACCUGACCACUGGUGCCACCUUGUCACAAUCAAGUGUAAACCAAGGGUUGUGCUUGGAUGCUGAAGUGGCCUUAGCAACUGGGCAGUUCCUUGCCCCAAACAGUCACCAGUCCAGCAGUGCGGCCUCUCACUGCUCUGAGUCGCGAGGCGAGACCCCCUGUUCAUUCAACGACGAAGAUGAGGAAGAUGACGAGGAGGAUUCCUCCUCCCCAGAAUAAAGACAGGAGAAAACCCACAUUUUAAUAUUUGAUGCUCAUGUGUGUUUUUAGUGUGAGCUCUUGUUUUUGAAAUGAUUGCUUCAGUCUUUGCCUUUGUUUGCACUGUGUGUUCAGUGAAAACUAGGGAAACACAAUAAGCAAAUUAUCUGAAGGCUGAGAUGAUUGAGAUGAAAGUUAACAUAGCAUGAAUGAAAACUCUGAAUGACAGAGCCAUGGAUCACACCGCAAACAAAGCGGUUUUCUGAGGUGAUAGAGGGGACAGUCCCUAAAGAAUUGGCAGCAUGAAUGAAGCUCAUUUAUCUUCCAUGAGUUGGGAUCCUUGUGUUCCCCCACACCCACGUAACCCUCCUUAGAAUCAAGAUUGCUGUAGCGAAUAGCCAGUGACAUCACGUUUGUCAUGUCUUUCUUCCUCGACUGGGCUGCUUUUUACAAGCAGAAGUGACCAUGAGAGGAUCCAGUGAGGAUGAGUUGUACAGCGAGGGGUGUAGACAGCAAUCCUUGUGGUCUAAGGAGUUUAGAUUGAACUGCUGAACUAGUUGGAAGUCUAGUUGAGGUGCUUGGUGCAUCAGCUGCCUUAGACAGCUUCUAGAAAGGAGCAAGCGCUAAUUCUUAAGUACUUAAGUGACAUUUAGAAUAAUUUAUAGUAAAACUGAAACGAUCAUUAUUAGCCAAUGCGUUGGUGCAUAGAAUUUUCUAGGGCUACUUCUGGAAGCCAAAAUAGAAUAGUGUUUCCAUGUGCAUUAAAUACCUUGCCAGCACUGCCUUUGCCAGCAUUUGAAAUCUGGAAUUUUACAGAGAAGGAAAUUGUAUCUGUAGUUUUAAUCAAAGCUGUGCAUUUCAUAUAGCUUUUUCAUUUAAAACAGAACCGAGAAACAAAUUCCUGUGACUGAACUGCUUGCUUAGAGUUCCCUACAGUGCUUGUAUGAUUUUACUCCGUGUGCAAUUUGUGAAAAUGAACCAAAUGUCAUUACUUUUGUCUUAAAAGAAAAGUCUACUUCAAGAAUAUGGACAGCAAUGUUUUCCUGUACAUGUCACCUUUUGUACAUUUUCGUUUAUUGAAAUUACCGUAUUUGGCUUAUUCCUGGCUAAACUGCAUUUCAAAUUAAUCUGCUAUUCAGUGUUUCACAGAAACACGGAAGAAUAUUGAUCACUCCAAACGCUUGGAUCUGUUUCAUAUUGUGCAGUAAACAGUAUGUUGUUCCAUAGCCAAAGAUGCCACUGGGAACACUACACUGGUGUAGUCACAGUUCCUGCUCCUCCGAACAAGGGAGCAUGGGGAUAUCUGCCAGCGUGGCCAAACCCCAAUCUAAUUUCACAGUAAGGCCUUCAGAAGGAGCAAAUAAUAAUGGAAAAUAACCCUUUGACUCGAAUCAUCUGGAUUUGCCACUAGAUUAAUCUAGCACCUUUGGGCCCAGCACAGGCUUGUCCCAGAUUGGUGCUUUUCUAAAUCCAUGGGGGAAGUAUGGAUGCCUUCUGAUAUCUUUUUCACUCUGCUUCCAGUGAGCCAGAGGUGAAAGAUACGGCUAACCUAAAAUUUUUACUAAGGCUGUGAAAACUAAUACAUGAGAACACACAACUUUAAGUUCCUUUGAGACAGCACUCAUUCUGUCAGAAAGAAGCCAUAGUGCAGACUUGGAGUGAUCAAGGGGGCAGCGAGGUGGAGGCAGUUCUUAGAGAAUUCCAUCUCUGCCUGAGUGCAGGGGCACAGCUCCAAGGCUGGGUGGAUGGCCGGAGCCCGGAGGACCGCAGAGACUGCAGUGGGGCUCCGAGCGCUUCUAAGACAUUUCUGACUUGAAGAUCAUCAGCUAAAAGCUGAGUAAAACUGAGUUUCCUGCCAAACUGCCACCUCCUUUACUAACUCCAACCUUAACCACCCACAUCCCUAUACUUGAGGGGGGUGGGCACUGCUAGCUCUUUAGUCUUCAGAAUCUUUUAUACAGGUUCCAAGACCUGAACUUCAACAUUUGUACAGAUACAUUAACCAUAACCAUUCCUCCACCAAAUAGCAGAGUCCUUGUUGGAGCUCUUGGGACACCACCCCCUUCUCUAUUCUCUCUCUCUUUCUCUCUCGCUCUCUCGCUCUCUCUCUGCUGCUAUAGUGUUGUAAACUGAUAAAACACAGGUUUGUUUUUUUAAAAGCAACCAAAGACUCCUAACGUAACCGGUGCCCCAUCACUGGCCCUCUCAGCAUGUGCAUGUGGUAUUUGGUGGGAAAUGGUCUCCGUCCCUCAGCAAUGUAUUUGGCUUCCUGCUGAGGACAUCUGUUGGAGUCACCGUGGUCACCAGUACAUGUCGCUCAUAUAAAGCCUUACCUGAGCAGAAAACUAAGUUGAGAUAUUUAGAAAGAUAAAUUCUUUUAUUCUUCUGUAUCUCCCCUAAAGAGAUUUUUUAAAACUUCAACACUCAGUCACAAUUGCAUAUAGAAGUCGAAGUAACAAAAUGUUGGGAAAUUAUGGUCACAACAUCCAGGAUUCUUCAUAGCAUAGCCCUUGGGGUUACCUGCACAUACAGACACCGCUCCCAGAAGGUGCUCAUCCCACUCUGCUUUUCGGGGAGUUUGAGAGGCCUUUUUCCUCCUCGAGGGUGAGUUCAGCUGUGACCCUUUGAAGUGCAUCAUGUCAUCUGGUCAGUGUAUUCAUGCUCCCUUUAGCAUUUACGCAGGGGGGGCAACAGACCUGCCCCAGCUGGCCCUCACACUGGGAGGGUAAUACUGCCAGAGUCCACGGCAGUGAUUCCGGCCCCCAGGCACCUGCCCAAGCUCCCCUACCCCCCACCCCAUGAAUCUGUCUCAUCUACUUCAUCCUUUCACGAUGACAAGGGCAUGAGAACAGCUCUAGUAAGUGCUGAUGUGAAUUGUGCCUUAUGACCACAGAGGGCGCUAUGGAGCGGGCAGGAAAGAGGGUGCUGACACUGGCCCUGGACAACAUGACAGAUGAUGACCACAUAUUUGGUUUGCCACAAUUUACUUCUUUGUAGGAGUGGUGGGAGUUUCGGCCAUUGUAGCAGGAGGAAAGAGGAGAACUCCCCUCACUGGCAGAAUUUGCAGUUGUAACCACACCCUACCAUAUUUGAAAAAUAAAGCCAGGGUCAGUCCUCAAAUGCAAAAUAGCUCCUAUCAGAUUGUUAAAAUGGGGAUGUUUCACAAACUUGCAGACAUCUAUCACUGGGCUGGCUGUUCGCUAAAACCACAACUCUUGGUUACUUGGGUCAGCAGAGUUGCUCCAAAUAUGUAACUUGGGCCCUGGGGACGCAGUGGCGGUGGGUGUUCUUGGGGGUAGGGUUACAAAGGAAGGGAGGGAGCGGCCAAAGCUAUUUGUCUCAUAACCACACUCAGAGAGAGAGUUGGGGGAGGGGGCUGUUUAACUUGAUCAGUGGUUCACUUUAAGGGCCCUAUCCAGCUCCCUCUCCUCAGGCAUAUGAACAAAGUAUGUCUCCCCAGUAGAUCUGGGAUGUAGGUGUUAAGAUUGUACCUCCUUAGUGGUAAGUAUGGAGUGGGUGUUGGACAGUGAAUGUAAAUAUUUAAUCCUUCAAUAGGUAUUUGAGUGAAUAAGAAACAGAAAACAUUGAGAAUGAUCAGUGCUAAGGGGGAAAAUGACAGGGUAAAUAAGAUGGUGGGGGGAAGGCGACUUUGGCUGAGGUGGCCAGGGAAGGCACCCCCCACCCCGAGAAAGUGACAUUUGUCCUGGAUCAGACAAUGAAAGACUUGCCGAACCACUCUGUCCCGUAAAAUGCACUUUUUAAGCAUACAUUUUGGAGUUUAUUAAGGAAUUUUUAAGAUUCAAAAGAAAAACGAAUUUAGCUACCAGCAGUAUCCAUAAACCAAGAGAAGAUUCUAACUAACCCAUGACAUUCUCAUUAUUAGCUUCAUCACCUUGCAGUGGAACCUAUAUCAUAGAAAAGUAGUCACUUUUCUAGGUGUUUUCUUCUAAUUUUUCAAGUGGUUAGAUACAUAAAGAUCUACUUUUUAUAUUAGAUACAUAAAAGAUAAUCUUUUACUCUGCGUGUGGAUUGGCCUUAGUGGAGCUAAAGACUCCCCCAGGAUAUUUUCACAAAUAGGCUCCGCAUUUUCAUGACCCAUGGCAGCAGUCUGUGGGCACUGCCAGUCCUGAGUUUGUGUUUAUGGGAGACCCACAAGAGUGCCUCGGCCUGCACUGUGCCGCCUGCCUCAGGAGUGUGCCUCCCCGCCCUCUAAAUCACAGCUGGCAGUUAAAGCUUCAGGUAAGCCACACUAUUACUUAAAAGAGAAAAGCCUGAUAUUUGCUUAAGAUCUUUCCUUUUUAAGAAAAAUGUAAAUGCCCACAUAAUGAUAACAUUUCUCAGGAAUUAGCCCCUUCAAGGUAUCUCUGAACAGUUAUGCUUACGUAACUUUUGAGAUCCAGUUCCCCCACAUAUGUCUACAUUCACACUAUGCUAAAGAAGAAAAAGUGGUGGACGUGCAACUCUGACCCUCCAGUUAUGCCGUGGGUAUGUCUGAUGCAUACAGAAGCAUAAAUGGUAGCAGACAGCCAUGCAUGAUAGUACUGAAGACAGCAAACAGUGUGUUCUUUUCAUACGUGCAUUCUGUGCAGCUCUUCCUCAGUCAAGGUGAAAUCCUGUGUCAUUCUUAUACGGCCUUUGCUUUUCAAAAAGGACUCUAGAAUCCAGUGUUGUCUUGACCCUUGCUGGUCCAACAGACUGGACUUUGGGCCUCCCUGCUUAGAGCUGUGUUGGAAGCCAGCAUAGAUGAAACGGGCAGGACUCACCUUUUCUCCACCCAGGGUCUCAGAGAGAAAGGGAGCAUCUCUUCCACCCCAUUCAUUGAGAAACAAGCUGAGAGGGGCGCCUGGGUGACUCAGUGGGUUAAGCCUCUGCCUUCGGCUCAGGUCAUGGUCUCAGGGUUCUGGGAUUGAGCCCUGCAUCAGGCUCUCUGCUCAGCAGGGAGCCUGCUUCCCCCGCCCCCCACCUGCCUCUCUGCCUACUUUUGAUCUCUCUGUUAUAUAAAUUAUUUAAAAAUUUAAAAAGAGAGAGAGAGAGAGAGAGAGAGAAACAAGCUGAGAGCUUGACCUGCCUAAUAUCCCUCGGCCUGUCUGGCCGAGUUUGUACCACAACCCAGAAUUUCUUCCUGUGAGGGCCACAGGGCCUUCUGAAAACCGUCCCCUCACUACAGUCCUUCCAAACAGCUCUGAAUAAGUAUCAGUCCUCUGUCGCACCAAGUGCUUCACAGCCAAGGAGCACAAGUGGAACUCCACUCCUGAGUCCCCACCAUGAGGCUAUGGUGUCAGCUUUGGGCCCCUCUCCACCUGGGAGACCCCAGUUUUAGACCUCACACCUGGGAAGAAACUCCUUCCUCCAUGAGCAAAGACUGCCCUGCAUGUUGGUCAUUGAUAGGAGGCUGAAGAGGCUGGUUUAUUAGUAGAUCUUUCUGUACCACAUUAGCUUGUUUCUGUCUGUUCUGUCUCAACAAGGAAACUCCCCCCAGAUCAUGUUUGGGGUUAAAAACCCUUUGUCACUUCAGACUCCCCAUGUCACUAAUCAUACAUCAUCUUCCGCAUGCCAGGCACCACCUAGUAACAAAUGGCCUGAUGUUUUGUUUUGUUUUGUUUGUUCAUAGUGGGUCAGCGUUUUUUUUUCAGACCACAGUUUGAAGACUUCUCUGAGCACAUUGCAGUUAUGUUCCUCCUAGCAGCACAAUGGCAGGUUCCACCUUUCAUUAGCAACCAGCCCAAGCUCACUGGCAGCUGCUCCGCGGGCCUGAGCUCUUAGGACCAUGAUCUGGUACUGGGAGUUCCUUGAGGUGUUUUGUUUACCACCACCACACUUGACUUUGAGACAGAAGAGAGGCUCUGAGGCAAAACCACAAGUUUGUUCACCUUUUCCUUUGGAGAUGCUUUAUUCCGAUCAUGUGCUGUUGGGUUUGGUUUCCAGAAAAUAUAGUCUGCUUUUUUUCUGCAUGAAGGAAACAUUGUGGUGCCACAUGCUUUAAACAGUUUAAACGAGAGAAGUCAGGGGAAGAUGCAGACACCACAUCUGAUUUGCCUAACGUAGACUAUUAGAUUGAAGUACCUAACCUAAUAUGAUGUAUUAUUUUAUAGCAUCUCAAACUUUGUAAAUAAAUACCGUUAUUUUUAUAUGGAAAUUUUAUAGAAGAGCUAUUUCUGUAUACUUAAUUAUUCCUGGAUUUCCUGAAAUUGCUUCCAAUAGAUAACAAGUUCUAAGCAGUGUUCCUCUAAGGAUGGUUCAAGGACCACCUGCGGCAGAAUUAACGAGGAGAGUUCUAAAAUGUUGCAUCCCCAGGACCCACCCCAGAUGCUCCGAAGUGCUAGCAGUGGGCCUCCCUGGGAAGUUGUAUUUGUAAUAAACUCUGAGUGAUGGUUUUUGUCUAUUAAAGUGUAUCUUUAUCCAUCCUGUAAGCUUAAAAGAAGGAAAGAAAAAACAUCUGAGAUGAGUGUAACUUGUGCUUGAGGAAAAAAAGGAUCAGACUAUUCUAUGAUUUGAAUGAGAUGUAUUAUAGAAAAAAUAAAUAAUUUAAAUAA
This is a messenger RNA of Mustela lutreola (European mink), 8501 nucleotides long. RefSeq names its product transcription factor Dp-2 (gene TFDP2). Gene Ontology annotation, molecular function: DNA-binding transcription factor activity, RNA polymerase II-specific; RNA polymerase II transcription regulatory region sequence-specific DNA binding. The transcript is spliced from 15 exons. The record is from RefSeq and is a predicted model, not a curated record. Bases 565 to 1989 code for a protein of 474 amino acids. NCBI's taxonomy places the organism in Eukaryota, Metazoa, Chordata, Mammalia, Carnivora, Mustelidae. Gene Ontology annotation, cellular component: transcription regulator complex; nucleus. Gene Ontology annotation, biological process: regulation of cell cycle; regulation of transcription by RNA polymerase II.